UGCUUCAAAGCCAACCGAAUCUCACUCGUUGCCUCGCUUCCUCACACUUACAUUGCAUCUCUCUCUCCCCCAAUACACACCUGUAAUGUGUUUGUAUAAAUGCCCCACAGAAAGAUAUUCAAACAUAUAUUUUCCUAUUCUGUAUUUCUAUAUAUAACUUCCAAGGUUGGAAAUCGAAAACGCCAAGCUUGGCAAUUAGGCAAAAACUCACGGUUACUAUACUAUUCAUCACCUGGGCGGCUUUUUUUUUAAGACUCAGCACUACUUAAAACUCGCUCUUCACCACUAUAAUUACAAACCCACUUUCUUAACGUUGCUUCUUCAAUUCAAUCCACAGCCCAUCUCUCUCUCUCUCUCUCUCUCUGCUUUUUCUCUCUGGUCUCAAGCGUUUUGUUGGUACUGCUCUGGUUCCUGGUGUGGUGGGUUGAUCAAGAUGAUGAUGAUGAUGAUGAUGGAUGGUGCAGAUCAUCAAGAUCAUGAAGAAGCUGUGAUGGGUUAUAAGGAUCAGAGCCAGAUGAUGAUCAUCAAAGGCAAACGCACCAAACGGCAGAGGCUGGCUUCUCCGCUUGCUCAUGCCUCAACAGCAACAGCUUCAAGCUCAUCUAGUGCAGGUCAUGAUCAUCAACAUCAAGUCCUUGUUGGUCCCACAGAAACCUCACCAGCCACCUCAGCUGAUCAAUUCACAGAGAUCAGUACAGAAGAAGAGGAGGACAUGGCAAACUGUUUGAUUCUUUUGGCUCAAGGAAAUUCAACCCCCAAAACCCAACACCCCAUAUUGGUUCACAACAAUAAGGCUUCAGCUUCAGCUGGGUUAUAUGUUUACCAGUGCAAGACAUGUGACCGGUGCUUCUCGUCGUUCCAAGCUCUCGGUGGACACAGAGCCAGUCACAAGAAACCCAACAAGGCUAACAUGAACAUCACACAGGACAACAAGAAAGCCUUGUCGUUCGUGGAAGAAGCGGAGGAGUAUGAUCGGUUUAACAACACAAGCACCACCCUUUCGUUACAAAUAUCGAAUCGGGAUUACAGGGCAUCGAGCAGUGCUGCUACUCCUGUUAUUAACAGCAAAGCCAAUAAGGUUCAUGAGUGUUCAGUUUGUGGUGCUGAGUUCACAUCUGGUCAAGCUCUAGGGGGUCAUAUGAGGAGGCACAGAACAUUUAUGAACACAACAACAACAGCAACAGCAGCAGCUAUGAGUUCUCCGCAGCCACAAUCAGGAUCAAAGAGACCAAGAAGUAUUUUGCAGUUGGAUCUUAAUCUUCCUGCACCAGAAGAAGAAUGCCUCGAAACCAAGUUUCCCUUUGGCCCCAAGAAGGAACAAGUCAUUGUCUUCUCUACCUCUCCUUUGGUGGGUUGCCAUUACUAAAAACACAGCUAGCUAUAGCAGCAACCCCCAACAUCAAUGUGACCCAAUUAAUUGUUAACACCAUUGUUACUCAUUCAAUCUCCAUUGUUGAUUCUUUUAUACAUGUCCAAACUUUAAUCAUAUAGUUGAAAUUGAUGAAUUCUUUGGUUACUGAACU
Prunus avium (sweet cherry) is the source of this 1523-nucleotide messenger RNA. RefSeq names its product zinc finger protein ZAT5-like. The record is from RefSeq and is a predicted model, not a curated record. NCBI's taxonomy places the organism in Eukaryota, Viridiplantae, Streptophyta, Magnoliopsida, Rosales, Rosaceae.